CAACUUCAUCUCCCCUCAGUCGUUCCACCGUGCUGGAUGCACUCGUGCCCAGCAUCGCAUCGCCCCUCAUCAUAUUCUUUCCCGUAUAGUACAUCGCUUUUGUAAAGUAUCAUUCGCUUUUUCAUCGUCGGCCACCCUCUUCCACAUAUACACAUCAUGACUGGAACCCCUCCUGCUGGCUGGGAGAGCCUGAACGAACGGCAGACGAGUUUGCUCAUGGAACAACGGAGGGAGAUUGACAAUGCAGAAGCAGGCAUUCUGAAUAAUGCUCAAUCACUCCUCGGCCCCGACACUGUCAAUUCGCUCUCAGGACUCGUCAACCCACAAACUCUCGCCGUUUUUCGCGAUCAGGACCGAUGGAAGAAGCUUUCUCGAGCAGGAUCUCAAUCAGCCUCGGUACCUAUCAAUAACGAUGUCUUGAAGAUAUCGACUUCGUGGACAGGAAUCCGAUCGCAGCUGGAUGCCGAGGAACAUUGCGAGCUUUCGGAAAAGGUUUCCCAGUCGAAAUCAAAGACACCGACCGCUUCACGUUUGGAAUAUAAGGAGAUGAGGACUUAUGGUGGAAUGCCCAUGUCGGACGACUUGGUGGUGGUUACAUGCACCAGCUGCGAUAAACCCAUGAUCCCGAGCGCGUACAAGGAACAUCGAGCAAAAUGCAAGGCCCAGUUGGCUGAAGCAUCAGCCGAGUCACCUUUGGUGAUUCGAACAGAUAUCCAGGACAAGAAGGCAGAUACAUCCAGAAUAAAGAAGAGGAAAGAGUCUACGACUAUGGAAGAACCUGAGACGCCAUUAUCAACAGUCGAAAUGUCACCGCCACCCACUCCUGAGAAGAAGCCUCACGAAAAGAAACAAAAGGUUGCGAAGCCGCCAAAGGUCAAGCCUCCUGGUCGAAUUAAGGGCCCAUUGGACCUGGACAAACAGUGUGGUGUGGUUAUGAUCCCUGGUGGACCUCCCUGCGCUCGCUCACUGACCUGUAAAAGUCAUUCUAUGUCCUCAAAGCGAGCAGUGGAGGGUCGUUCUCGGCCAUAUGACGUAUUGCUUGGAAUGUAUCAAAAGAAACCUGUACCAGUCAAAGACGAAAAGGCCAACCGAGACUCUGAGGUUCCUCUUGCCGAAAAGGAGGAUGUUAACGUGGAUUCAGAUGAGGAAUAUAACGAUCUACUAGAUGCAGUUAGGAGUUACGAACCACAACCCUUGGCUACGCGCCCGACGACAUAUAUUCGCAGACGUAACAAAUGCCACAGGAUCCGGGAGCUGCUCAUGGAUGCACUCAAAGGACCAUGCAGGCCGAUUCUUCCAGGCGGAUCGGCGCACGAACAAUCAUCAAUGCACCUUUGAAUUUAAAUUGGUUUUUUCAUGCCUGCUUUUUCGCUAUUUUGUCUUUUGUGCAUGACGAUCGUCUUGGUCUUUUUGCUUCCUUAUUCUCACUCUUGUAAAAUCCUGUACUUCUAAUUGAUCGCGAAUAAACUGAGCUGAAGAGCGCACGCCGAUUUCCCUCCAAAUAUUCCUUUCUUGAAGCAAUGAUGACAGGGGCCAAAUCAUGCUCUUUGAAAGCCAGAACAUGGACUAAACGACGCAUGUAUUCCUGCAACAUCUCUGAGUAUGCCAAAGCGUAGAUCUAAGGUAAUCCGCUUCCUGCUGUAUCCUGAAGUACAAAACGGCUCAUGUUCUCAGUCUGGU
This is a messenger RNA of Gamsiella multidivaricata, 1680 nucleotides long. Its product is annotated as SCA7, zinc-binding domain-containing protein. The record is from RefSeq and is a predicted model, not a curated record. Bases 157 to 1338 code for a protein of 393 amino acids. The transcript is spliced from 8 exons. Gene Ontology annotation, cellular component: SAGA complex. NCBI's taxonomy places the organism in Eukaryota, Fungi, Mortierellomycota, Mortierellomycetes, Mortierellales, Mortierellaceae. Gene Ontology annotation, biological process: regulation of transcription by RNA polymerase II; RITS complex assembly; regulatory ncRNA-mediated heterochromatin formation.